Cavenderia fasciculata is the source of this 687-nucleotide messenger RNA. RefSeq lists its product as uncharacterized. NCBI's taxonomy places the organism in Eukaryota, Evosea, Eumycetozoa, Acytosteliales, Cavenderiaceae. Bases 1 to 687 code for a protein of 228 amino acids. The transcript has a single exon. The record is from RefSeq and is a predicted model, not a curated record.
AUGACAACUACAACUAUACCACACACAAUACAAUCACAAAUCAUCAGAGAAUGUUUGUUGGAAUGUAAUACUAAAUCAUUGCCAACCAAUAGUCACGGAUUACAAUAUGUUUGUAAACGUUGGUUUCAAUUAGUAUCACAUCAACCUAGAACUAUUCUAGUCAAUGAACACAACGUAGAAAAGUUUCUAACGACUCUUGAAAGAAUGCAAUGUAUAGUUGGCACUACAACCACCACUGAUGAUCAAGAUUGUUGGAACCUUGCCAAGAAUGUGACAUACCUGAUAUGGGAUGCCGAUACUCUUGGUAUGGAUGAUGAAAUCGAGGAAGAGAAGGAAAUGAAAGGGAGAAUAUGCCGUCUGCUACAUAACUGCCCAACCAUCACACACAUCAAGACCAAUCAUCGGAGUCUGUCAUUGUUUGAAGUAGACGAUUGUCUUCCCAAGACCCUAGUCCACUUUGCUGCAGAGGCUGACCAAGACUCUUUCUAUGUUCGUGACUGUAGUCGUCUGGCCUGUGUCUACGAUCAACUAGCUAAAUGUCCAUCACUCGUAUCGGUCGACAUUGGUAUUUUCAGUCGUCUUUGUCGUGACCCAAUGGAAAUGGAGAAACAUUUCAACCAAUUCCUAGACAAAAAGAUCGUCGUCGUCGUCGUCGUCGUCCAGUCAAAUGACACACAUCAGCUAUGA